Molecule: messenger RNA, 1050 nt
Organism: Conger conger (European conger)
Lineage: Eukaryota; Metazoa; Chordata; Actinopteri; Anguilliformes; Congridae
Exons: 3
Coding region: 1-672 (223 amino acids)
Source: RefSeq, a predicted model, not a curated record
AUGAUCGGCAGCCAUGCAAGGACUGUGCCUCCUCCAAACACGCCCUCAACUCUUCCUUCAAAUAAAGGCCCCGUGCUGUUUGUCCCCCACAGCUGCAGCAACCAGAGGAUUGUCCUCCUCCAUGUGGCUGGCCCAGGCCGCAGUCGCUUCUGCAAAGUAGUCGUGUCUGAAACAAUCUCUCCAGGUGAAGUCUCCUCUUUGCUCCUAUGCGGUAGGAACCCCAGGAAUCACACCCAUGACCACAGGAAGCGCCACGGCGACCACUGCAACAGCUCCCUGGGCUGCUUUCUCCACUGCUGCAGGGACCUCAGCUGCAGUCAACUUCUCCAUUGCCAGCAACACCUGCCACCUGCACUUCCAGCUCAGCAGCUGAAGAAACCCCUGUCAAACGGGGAACCUCACCCAGACCCGGAGCAGCCUGUUGCACCUUCUGUACCUCCACCAUCAGGGGACUUCACUCCCACAGCCUCAGCAGCUGAAGACUCUGAGAUGCACUGGACAACCUGGCCAAGAUCUGGAUCCGGAGCAGAACCUGCAGCCCCAGGACCCUGCACUCCUCCACCACCAGGGGCCCUCGCAAUCUGCAAAGGACAUCCUCCAGUCCGGACAACCACGGGCCACAUGCCAAACAAAUUGCACACAAUCUCCGCUAGCCAAUCCCUGGCUGUGUAGCCAUACUUAAGGCACUUACGGCAGUAUGUAGACAGCCCAGAAUAGGUUGAAAUGCCCCAUCUGGGCUGAUUAAAAACACAGCCAACAGAUGUCUUGCCCUUGCCCUUGCCCUUGCCCUCACCCUCAGAGUCCCUAUGCAGUCUGACAAGGCUGUUUGCCAUUCAACUCCAAAUAAACUUUUCACUCACACUUCCCCCAAAAAACCUCACUCUACAGAGUCACAUCAAACAAUCCAUGGGACUGGAAGUCCUAAACGCAAUACAAUCUUGUCACGUCUACCAUAAAUCCACCAUCACAUACUGCAAAUUCACCUUGUCUCUUCUUGGCAGUGUGACGAGACUAUUGACUUUGACCUUGUACAGAGCUUUAGCCCAAAGA